UAUCUCUUUCCGUAUCCUCUUCUUCUUCCUAUUCUUUAUAAUAACAGCCAUACAAACACCCUUUUUUAUUCUCUAGUUUCUCUCUCCAAAUGACUGUCUCUCUCUCUAGAAUUUGCAGCUGUAGAUCUCUUAUCAGAUCCUUCAAAUCUCUCUAAUUUCAGAUUUGGUUUUUUGAAUUGGGUGACUGAUAGAUUUUGUUAGGGUUGGGUGCUGAUUUUGAAUGUUUAGUUUCAUUAAACAUUUGGGGUUAAGAAAUUUUGUUGUGGGUUUGAUUUUGUUCUGGUUUUUGUGAUGUCGCUGUUGCCGAAAGGUGAUUCCAUUCACAUUCGUGAGGUGUGGAAUGACAAUCUCGAAGAAGAAUUCGCGCUUAUCCGUGAAAUUGUUGAUGAUUUCCCUUAUAUUGCCAUGGACACUGAGUUUCCGGGCAUUGUGCUGCGUCCGGUGGGUAAUUUUAAGAACAGUAAUGACUAUCAUUACCAAACUUUGAAGGAUAAUGUGGAUGUGUUGAAGUUGAUUCAACUGGGUCUUACCUUUUCAGAUGAUCAAGGGAAUUUACCAACUUGUGGCACUGAUAAGUAUUGCAUUUGGCAGUUUAAUUUCCGCGAGUUCAAUGUGAACAAGGAUGUUUUUGCAAAUGACUCGAUUGAGCUUUUGCGUCAGAGUGGGAUUGACUUAAAUAAGAACAAUGAAAAUGGUAUUGAUGCUGUGAGAUUUGGUGAGCUCCUGAUGUCGUCUGGGAUUGUGUUGAAUGAUAGCGUGUACUGGGUGACUUUUCAUAGUGGUUAUGAUUUUGGGUACUUGCUUAAGCUGUUGACAUGCCAGAAUUUACCAGAUACACAAGCCGGGUUCUUUAAUUUGAUCAACAUGUACUUUCCAACUCUUUAUGAUAUCAAGCAUUUGAUGAAGUUUUGCAAUAGCCUUCAUGGAGGGUUGAACAAGCUUGCAGAGUUGUUAGAAGUGGAGAGAAUUGGGAUAUGCCAUCAAGCAGGUUCGGAUAGUUUGCUUACAGCUUGUACAUUCAGGAAAUUGAAAGAAAAUUUCUUUAGCUGCUCAUUGGAAAAAUAUGCCGGUGUGUUGUAUGGUUUAGGUGUCGAGAAUGGACAAAUUACUCAUUGAUUAUGAAAAAUAGAAAAUUCCCCCGCCCCCCCCCCCCCCAAAAAAAAAAGAAAAAAAAAAAGAAGAAAGAAAAAAGCUUAGAAAGACGCUUUUUUCAACUCUAUGUGGUGUCUGACACCAGAAUUUUAUGUACACUCUUGUUCAACAAGUUAUUGAUAUAUGAACAUGCUUUCUGUCUA
This is a messenger RNA of Populus nigra (black poplar), 1295 nucleotides long. Its product is annotated as probable CCR4-associated factor 1 homolog 6. NCBI's taxonomy places the organism in Eukaryota, Viridiplantae, Streptophyta, Magnoliopsida, Malpighiales, Salicaceae. The transcript is spliced from 2 exons. Gene Ontology annotation, cellular component: CCR4-NOT complex; P-body; CCR4-NOT core complex. The record is from RefSeq and is a predicted model, not a curated record. Gene Ontology annotation, molecular function: nucleic acid binding; poly(A)-specific ribonuclease activity. Bases 292 to 1116 code for a protein of 274 amino acids.